CUUCUUCCUCUUCUUCUUCCACGGGUCACCACUGGUUGUUGAUCCACUUGCGGGCCGGACCAGACAGAUAAACUGCCAGAUAAGAGCAUUGCCGCGGCAAGUCCACGUGAUCCCAUUUAUAUACGGGCACAUACAUACGCCAAUCCCAUCCCCCUUGACCUGACCUUGAGAUCUUGAUCGGAUCAAGCUGGUCCAAGAAACAGGCCGGCCACAAAGCUCUGGUCUGUUGCCGGCCAGGACAGGCAUGGAGGAAGACCAGAGCCCGGGGCUCGGGCUCGCCGGAGAGACGCCUGGUCUCAAGCACGGCAAUGGCGUCGGCGACAGCCCGGAGGACCCUGCAGGGAGCGCCGGCGACGGCAUCAGCUCCCUGGAGAAGCCCCUGCUGAAGAGAAGCAACACGCUCACCUCCAGCCACCUCGCCAUGGUCGGCGCCAAGGUCUCGCACAUCGAGAGCCUCGACUACGAGAUCAUCGAGAACGAUCUGUUCAAGCACGACUGGAGGAGCCGGUCCAACGUGGAGGUGCUGCAGUACAUCUUCCUCAAGUGGUCGCUGGCGUUCCUGGUGGGGCUCCUCACCGGCGUCAUCGCGUCGCUCAUCAACCUCGCCAUCGAGAACAUCUCCGGCCUCAAGAUGCUCCACAUGGUCCACCUCGUCAGGGAGAAGAGGUACUGGGCCGGCUUCUUCUACUUCUCCGGCUUCAACUUCGUGCUGACGUUCAUCGCCGCCGUGCUCUGCGUCGUCUUCGCCCCCACCGCCGCCGGCCCCGGCAUCCCCGAGAUCAAGGCCUACCUCAACGGCGUCGACACGCCCAACAUGUUCGGCGCGCCGCAGCUCAUUGUCAAGAUCAUAGGCAGCAUCUGCGCGGUGUCGUCGGGGCUGGAUCUCGGCAAGGAAGGCCCGCUGGUGCACAUCGGCGCGUGCCUCGCCAACCUGCUCAGCCAGGGCGGCUCCGGCCGGUUCCGCCUCCGCUGGAGGUGGCUGCGCUACUUCAACAACGACCGCGACCGGCGGGACCUCAUCACCUGCGGCGCGUCGUCGGGCGUGUGCGCGGCGUUCCGGUCGCCCGUGGGCGGCGUGCUGUUCGCGCUGGAGGAGGUGGCGACGUGGUGGCGGAGCGCGCUGCUGUGGCGCACCUUCUUCAGCACGGCCACCGUGGUGGUGGUGCUGCGCGGCUUCAUCGAGGUGUGCCGCGGGGGGCGGUGCGGCCUCUUCGGCGAGGGCGGGCUCAUCAUCUUCGACGUCAGCGACGUCACCGUCCGGUACCGGCUGGGCGACCUCCUCCUGGUCACGCUCGUGGGCGUCAUCGGCGGCGUCCUCGGCGCGCUCUACAACCACGUCCUCCACAUGGUGCUCCGCCUCUACAACCUCAUCAACGACAAGGGCCGGAUGGCGAAGCUGGCGCUGGCGCUGGCCGUGUGCGUGUUCACGUCGGCGGGGCUGUACGUGCUCCCGUUCGCCGUGCCGUGCACGCCGUGCGACCCGGCGUUCGGCGCCGCGUGCCCGGCCACCGGGAGGAGCGGCAACUUCAAGCAGUUCAACUGCCCCGCCGGGCAGUACAACGACCUGGCCACCCUCCUGCACGCCACCAACGUGGACGCGACGCGCAACAUCUUCUCCACGGGCACCCCCGGCGAGUUCCGGCUGGACUCGCUGCUCAUCUUCUUCGCCAUCUACUGCGUGCUGGGGCUCUUCACCUUCGGCAUCGCCGUGCCGUCGGGGCUCUUCCUCCCCAUCAUCCUCAUGGGCGCCGCCUACGGCCGCAUCGUGGCGCUCGUGCUCCAGAGCACGGUGGCGGCGAGCAUCGACCACGGGCUCUACGCCGUGCUCGGCGCGGCGGCGCUCAUGUCGGGAUCCAUGAGGAUGACCGUCUCGCUCUGCGUCAUCUUCCUGGAGCUGACCAACAACCUCCUCCUCCUCCCCAUGACCAUGUUCGUGCUGCUCAUCGCCAAGACCGUCGGCGACGCCUUCAACCCCAGCAUCUACGAGAUCAUCCUGGACCUCAAGGGGCUCCCCUUCCUAGAACCCAAGCCGGAGCCGUGGAUGAAGGACCUCACCGUGGGCGAGCUCGCCGCCGCCAAGCCGCGCACCAUCAGCCUCCAGGUCGUCGAGAAGGUGUCCACCGUCCUGGAGGUGCUGCGGAACACCGGCCACAACGGGUUCCCGGUGGUGGACCGGCCGCGGCCCGGCCUGUCGGAGCUGCACGGGCUGGUCCUCCGGUCGCACCUCGUGGCGGUGCUGAGGAAGCGGUGGUUCCUUUUGGAGAAGAGGAGGACGGAGGAGUGGGAGGCCAGGGAGCGGUUCUCGUCGGUGGAGCUCGCCGACAAGAACUGCAAGAUCGACGGCCUGGAGCUGACGCCGGAGGAGCUGGAGAUGUACAUCGACCUCCACCCGUUCACCAACACGACGCCCUACACCGUGGUGGAGACCAUGUCGGUGGCCAAGGCCGUGGUGCUGUUCCGCUCCGUCGCGCUCCGGCACAUGCUCAUCAUGCCCAAGUACCAGGGCCCCGAGAUAUCUCCGCUUGUGGGGAUCUUGACGAGGCAGGACCUGCGGGCGCACAACAUCCUCGGCGCGUUUCCUCACCUCGCCAAGAAGAGCAAGACGCACUGAAGCUGAAAGCUACUAGCACCAUUUUUGUUUUGGGAAUUAUUACUGUCGACGUGUUUCCUGUCUUGAAGCAAGAGCCACGAUUCUUUCUUUUCUUCCUCAUUCUUCUCUGUAAGUAGGUUCAGGAUUUGCUUGCGUCCCAUUUUUCUUUUCUUCGGGGAAUGGCUGAAUAAUUUGCUGCCCAUGUAAAAUUACACAUACGCCUAAGAUGCAAUAAGCAGAGUUGUUUCAAUUUUUUCUAA
This is a messenger RNA of Triticum urartu, 2850 nucleotides long. Its product is annotated as chloride channel protein CLC-b. The record is from RefSeq and is a predicted model, not a curated record. Gene Ontology annotation, cellular component: plant-type vacuole membrane; intracellular membrane-bounded organelle. Gene Ontology annotation, molecular function: voltage-gated chloride channel activity; nitrate:proton symporter activity. Lineage: Eukaryota; Viridiplantae; Streptophyta; Magnoliopsida; Poales; Poaceae. Gene Ontology annotation, biological process: chloride transport; transmembrane transport.